This is a messenger RNA of Malassezia pachydermatis, 891 nucleotides long. Its product is annotated as mitochondrial carrier protein. The transcript is spliced from 3 exons. Gene Ontology annotation, cellular component: mitochondrion. The record is from RefSeq and is a predicted model, not a curated record. Gene Ontology annotation, molecular function: guanine nucleotide transmembrane transporter activity. The coding region runs from base 1 to 891 and encodes 296 amino acids. NCBI's taxonomy places the organism in Eukaryota, Fungi, Basidiomycota, Malasseziomycetes, Malasseziales, Malasseziaceae.
AUGUCGCCGCCCCUUGGCAAGAGGAAAGAGUCGGCCCAGGCCCGCCUGCUGGGUUCUGGUACCUCAGGUAUCGCUGAGCUUCUGGUGUUCCACCCUGUGGACACUGUGGCGAAACGUCUGAUGAGCAACAAGGAUCGCGCUGCGUCGAUGGCCACCGUCUUGUUUAAGGACAAGGCUCAGGCCCCGGCUAUGACCCGGUUCUUUAGCUUGUUCCCUGGUCUUGGGUAUGCAGCCGGCUACAAGGUCCUGCAGCGUAUCUACAAGUUUGGUGGCCAGCCUUACUUUAACGACUACCUGAACAAGUACCACAAGAAGCAGUUUGAGAACAUCUUUGGCGAGCGCACAGGCAAGAGCAUUAUGAGUGCCACGGCUGGCUCGCUGACGGGUAUUGGUGAGAUUGUCCUCCUCCCGCUCGAUGUGCUCAAGAUCAAGCGCCAGACAAACCCGGAGGCGUUCCGAUCGCGCGGCUUCAUUCGCAUCUUGUUGGACGAGAAUGUGAACUUGUACCGCGGCUGGGGCUGGACAGCGGCGCGGAAUGCGCCUGGCUCGUUCGCUCUGUUCGGUGGUAGUGCGUUCACCAAGGAGUACGUGUUUGGCUUGAAGAACUACUCGGAUGCUACCUGGGCCCAGAACUUUGUGGCGAGCAUUGCGGGUAGUGUCGCGAGCAUUACUGUUGCGGCGCCACUGGAUGUCGUCAAGACCCGUAUUCAGAACGCGAACUUCGAAUCGAAGGUGGGCGGUGUGACGAUCAUUCGCGACAUGGUGCGCAAUGAGGGCUUCUCGGCGUUCUUCAAGGGUCUUACGCCCAAGGUCCUUGUGGUGGGCCCCAAGUUGGUGUUCUCGUUCACCAUUGCGCAGUCGUUGAUCCCAUGGUUUGGAAAGUAUGUCUAG